Durotheca rogersii is the source of this 2119-nucleotide messenger RNA. Its product is annotated as cytochrome P450. NCBI's taxonomy places the organism in Eukaryota, Fungi, Ascomycota, Sordariomycetes, Xylariales, Xylariaceae. Gene Ontology annotation, molecular function: heme binding; oxidoreductase activity, acting on paired donors, with incorporation or reduction of molecular oxygen; iron ion binding. The coding region runs from base 347 to 2008 and encodes 553 amino acids. The transcript is spliced from 4 exons. The record is from RefSeq and is a predicted model, not a curated record.
AGUAUCGAAGCCCAUCGACUCAACUUGCUCGUGGGAUAACCGGCGAAUAUCCACGUGUGGUACACCCACCUCGGCCAACGGUGUGAACAAGUCUUCGUACUCGGCUUGCGGCGCUUCUGCUACUACUACUUGAAAAACUGCAGAGUUGUCCCGGGUCUUCCUACGUUGGCUUUAACCUAGCCGGCAACUCGCAGCCUCGACGCUUAGAAGAGCCCCCAAGGUUUCAACAACCCUUCGGUGCUCUUCUUUCAGGACUCCCCCCAACCCUCAGGUACGAGACGUCGCCGCUGCUCAUUCCGGUCAACCUUGAAGAACUUGUUGUGCGAGUAGAUGAAUUCGCGAGGCAAUGCAGGGACUCGAGAAUUCUGUGGUUGUGAGCUUCAUAGCUCAGUGCUGGCUGCCCAUAAUAGUAUCAGCAAUUCUUGCCUGUCUAGUCAAGAAUCGGUACCACAAUGGCCUCAACAAGUACCCGGGCCCCUUCCUGGCUUCCUUGACGGACCUGUGGCGGUUAUGGGAUGUCUAUCGCCGACGACCUGAACGGACACAUCAACAGUUGCAUGCUAAGUAUGGUGAUGUCGUACGCUUGGGGCCCAAUACUCUAUCGUUCGCGGACCCGAAAUCCCUCAAAACGAUAUACGGCCUCAACAAGGGAUUUGUCAAGUCCGACUUCUAUAUCGUGCAGCAGUCGAUAGUCAAGGGGCAUGUCCUCUCCUCGAUCUUCAGCACUACGGACAAUGGCUUCCACGCCAACUUCCGACGAUCCAUCAACUCGGCCUUCACCAUGUCCGCCCUCGUCCAGUACGAGCCUUUCGUCGAUAACACCACCAAGCUUUUCUUCGAGCAGACGGAGCGCCUUUUCGCCGGUAACCCGGAUGGAUGUGACUUCACCCAGUGGCUACAAUUCUACGCCUUCGACGUGAUCGGAGAGAUCACGUACAGCAAGCGCCACGGAUUCCUCGAAAAAAAUGAAGACAUUGAUGGCAUCAUCAAGUACUUAGGGAAUCUCUUCCUCUACGUUGCACCGAUUGGCCAAAUCCCAUGGCUUGACCGUCUCUUCUUGAAGAACCCCAUCUACCUCAAGCUCUCACAAUGGGGAUUUGUCGAUGCUACCAUGCCGGUAGCCAGUUUUGCUCGAGCGCGUAUGGCUGAGCGUUUGGGCCCGAACCUCAAUGGUGACCCCUCAAAACCUCUGCUGCCCGUCUCCACUGGAAAAGGCGAAGUCAAGUCUCCCGACCUCCUGUCCAAGUUCCUCGCAGCGCGUGACGCUCGACCCGAAUUCAUGACCGACACGCUGGUGCAAACGAUGGCUGUAUCGAUGGCGUUCGCGGGCUCCGAAACGACUGCUAUCUCCCUCUCGAGCGUAUUCUACUACCUCUUGCGCAAUCCAUCCAAGCUCGACAGGCUUCUCAAAGAGAUCGAUGACGCCUCUCGGUCCGGCCUCUUCAGCGACUACGAAACUGGCCUCGUAACGUGGGCCGAGAGCCAGAAGCUACCGUACCUCGACGCCUGCAUCAAGGAAUCGUUUCGGAUACACCCGGCGGCGGGCCUGCCGCUUGAGCGCAUCGUUCCCGAACCCGGUGUCGAGAUCGCAGGCCACUAUGUGAAGGGCGGUACCAUUGUAGGCUGUUCGGCGUGGGUCAUCCACCGCCGCCCGGAGAUCUGGGGCGAGGACGUGGACGUGUACCGACCUGAGAGGUGGCUCGUCGACGAAAAGCUACCGGUCGGCAGCGAGGAGAGGGAGGAGCAGGAGAAGCGCAUCCGCGAGAUGAACGGCAUGAUGUUCCACUUCGGCAUGGGUAGCCGGACGUGCCUCGGCAAGAAUAUCAGCUUGCUGGAGAUCUACAAGGUCACCCCGAGCUUGCUGCGGCGUUUCGAGAUCAGCUUCAAGGAUCCCAAGCAGGAGUGGAAGCUCGUCAACGCGUGGUUCGUCAAGCAGCACAACUUCCACACCAUGUUCGAGCUGCGAGACCUGGUGAAGCCCGGCCAGACCGGCAAGGACAAGAGGUAAAGAGGGGCGAAGGGAAGGAAGAAAGGAAGGAAUGGGCAGGGCAGGGCAGGGCAGCGGUAGGUAGCUAGCUAGCUCUUCUUUUCCCUUUCCUUUCUGUCCCUCCCCUGCCCU